UAUUGUGGUAGUCCAGACCAGGUGGGGGAAAACAUUGGAAAAGUUAUAUUAGCGCGUUUUGUCGUCUGCUCAAUAUGUUAAACAUGUAAUUAAAGAACGGAAAACCUGAGAACUAAAAAGGCCAUAACGGGUCGAAAGAGAAAUUGUUCAGCUGAAGUAAAUCUGUCAGAUAAGAGAUUUUGGUAAAUACAGACACUUUUAUCGUCAACGGCUUUUCACUUAGGUGUUCUAUAUGUGUUAAGACAUUGAGAACUUUUAAAGCUAUCGGAUAAUCAGAAGUGGUUUAAAGAUAAUCUUACUGGUAAUUUAAAAGAUAACCCGGAGAUAAAUACUGUAUUCAUAGUCUACAUAACUAGAUUUGGAGAUGAUACAUGUAAGUGUUUGAAAGAAAUAAAUAAAAGAAAAUCAAUCACGGAUAGGUGACACAGUGGAUAACAGCGUGAGCAGUCCUAGAUUAUAGUUGAUUAAUUAAACAAAGUACGUUAUAUAAUCACAGUUCUAUAAUGAUUGAAGCAGAGGAAUGUUGGAUUAGUUCGGGACAUGCUUAAGGCUCUUACUGAGUCAUGCCACCAGGACUUGUAGGCUCGGAGUUGUCGGCAACACCAUCUCAGUAUUUAAAAUCAACAAUGGACGAGUCGUUAUUUCCGCCGAUUUCAAGAAAAAGUGCCAUUUCCCUAGGAAGCGAAACUGAUCCAAAUGAUUAUGUAAAUAGUUCUAGAAAGUCACAGACACGCGGUAGUGUCCCCGCAUCACUGGCUAGUACCCCGCUGAAAUUUCCAACAAUCGAUCGCGCCAAUUCGACAAGCAUCGCAAGCUUGCCUGGGUCAAGGUCAACACGUCAUCGGUCCAUGACUAGAGAACUUCGCUCGUCGUACUGUCGCUCACCGAGUUGUCCAUCAAAUCUUAACAUACGGAGGGAUUUCAAUAAUGUAGACACAAACAUUUUUAACAGGUAUGAAAAUGCAAAUGAAAGCGAUUCAAAUGAAUCAACGUAUAGAGAGGAAAAAGCAAACGUGCUACCAAGUAUAUUUUCAAAAGACUCUAGUCCGCGUGUUGACAAAUCAUCGCGUAGAGAUAAGAAAAAAGAUAGAACAAACUCGCUGUCUAUUCGGAGAACGGAGUCUUUCAUGCACCAAACUCAUCAAGUUGGUGAACAAUCUUUACCGAAUACAGGACGGGAAAUAGAACAACGUCAAGGGCAGGCGACAGCGUUGCUUUUACCUAUUCGCAAUACGACACAAACAAAUAAAAAGAAGAAGAAGCGCAGAGGUCGGGUCUCCUCUGAAUCGGAGACCGAUACGCCACGAAACAAUGACUCUGAAAAUAAUACAUCACGCAUUUGCUACAACAGAAAAAGUGAAGAUGCGUUAGAUGUUAUUGCGCGGGAAAAUGAACUUUAUGACGAUGACUUGGAUACACCAAGAGCAAUAGAAAUAUCAUCGUCAAGGAAAAUGAAACAAUGGAUAAGUAACAGCAAACAUUCUCGUUCCGAAAGUGAAAUAAAAGCAUAAGGGGAGAAGGUUGUAUGACAUGCGAUUUAUUUCUACGUGUUGCAUUUUAUAUUUUGACAAAAUGUGACUUGCACUCCAUAUUGACUGUGAAAAUAUAAGCGGCAUGUUGGUGCUAGAGUAGUGUAUGCAAAGGCAUUCACAAAAAAACUAACAUUUGUUUCAAAAAAGUGCUGUAAAGAUUUCGGCGGAUUGUGAAGUAUUCAUAUUUAUCAUUAUUUUAAAUAUAAAUGUAUAGUUGCCAUAUGUGUGUAUUUCCCUGUAAGGUUGACUUAACGACAGUUAUCUUUGUCUUUGAAGAUUUGAUCUGCGAACUGAACUGACACAAAAUGCUUCACAUAUGAGCAAAAUCAAUGUAGCUUUUACACUGUUAUGUAAUGUUGUAUUUUUAACAUUAUACAUGCAGUAACAUUUUUUUCGACUUCGAUAGCAUUUUAAACGUCAGUUAUGCAUUAAACUUUUUCCAUUGCGUCCAGGAUUCAAAACGAUAUAAAACUGAUGUCCCUAUGCAUGUCAUUUUAGUUAACAUUUUUGAAGUAAUGGAAUCGAUAUGGUUGAAUUGUAGAAAAUAACGUCAUUAUUGUUGUUUUGGGGGAACUUUCGUAUUCAGCAAGUUUUAUAAUUACACCAAGGUCGAACCAAUAACAAACAACCGGUCAAUGAUACAUCGAUAUAUCCGGUUCACUCGGGAUUGCCAUUGGUCAAACCGAUUUAGAAUGGGUAAUCUUUCUUUGGCAAAUGUCUUAACUAAUGUCUUUUACAGCAUAUUGUUCUUUAGAAUAAACAAAUUUUUAAACGAUCGGACAGUAUCAUAAAUAAGCAUUUUGCUGGCGUACGUUUCAAUUUAUUGACACAUAUUGAAUAAUUUAAAAGCUUUCUCCUGGCAUCGUUUUGUAAAACCGAAUUUGCAUGUACUUAUUGUACUUUAUUUCAACUUUCACACUUACCAAGAGCAAAAUUACAUAAAGCUUACAAUAAAUUUAAUCACGUAGAUCCUAGUCAAACCUUUGACAAUCAUCCAAAGAAAAUUAUUAUACAAAAAAAAUCUGACCUCAGACACGCAUAAGGGAUUUUUCAGUUUAGAAAGUGCAUUUUACUUGCAUACAGUAUAGCAUCACGAUUGUAUUAUGUUUAUUAUGCAUUGUGUUUUAUAGAAAUAUUGCAGUUAAAUGCUCUAUUUAAUUUUUAAUUUAACACGAAUCAGGCUCUUGUACUUAUUUAACUAUUCUACAAUAACGAUUAGGUGAAAGGUUAAUUCCUCGUUUUUGUUCCGUAAUAAAGAUUAACUAAAAUCUAUUUUAUCCGAUUAGAUUAAGAACUGUGUUUGAUAACAAUACCUUGUAAAGAAUUGUUAGUGAGUCAUACAUGUAUACCGUCGCUUAAUUUAUCAUUACGUAUAUCAUUACUUAUAUAAGAAAUACACAAUCAGAGAUGUCAACACAAGUACAAUCGUUAUAUACAAUCGGGGCUUUUUGCUGAAUAAGGAGGAAAAUAAAAAUUCAAUUCAGGAUUAUGAGGUAAAUAUUUAAUAUUCAUUAUGACAAAUUAUUUCUGGCCUGUUAUCAAGUAAAAAUGGUAACAAACAGAUUCCCAUUUCAGUGUCCUGUCUUAUUAACAAUUUAAAAAAUAGCUGUAAUUUUUAGCUCGACUAUUCGAUAAGAAUAAGUAGAGCUAUUGUAGUCACCCGAGCGUCGGCGUCCGCGUCGGCGUCGGCGUAACCACUUAUGUUAAAGUUUUUGUAAUAGUUCAAAUAUUUUCAAAGUCCAUUGACAUAUGGCUUUGAAACUUUGCACACUUGUUCACCAUCAUGACCCCAACCUGUAGACAGGAGGAGGUAACUCUAUCAAGCAUUUUGACAGAAUUAUGCCCCUUUUUCAACUUAGAAUUUAUGUUAAAGUUUUUGUAAUACCUCAAAUAUUUUCAAAGUCCAUUGACAUAUGGCUUUGAAACUUUCCACACUUGUUCACCAUUAUGACCCCAACCUGUAGACAGGAGGAGGUAACUGUAUCAAGCAUUUUGACAGAAUUAUGCCCCUUUUUCGACUUAGAAUUUACGUUAAAGUUUUUCAAAGUCCAUUGACAUAUGGCUUUGAAACUUUGUACACUUGUUCACCAUCAUGGCCCCAACCUGUAAACAGGAGUAGGUAACUGUAUCAAGCAUUAUUUUUUACUAUCAAGCACUAGAAUAGUCGAGCGUUGCUGUCCUACCGACAGCUCUUGUUUAAAAUAAAUUUUCCCGUAUUUGUAUUAAAGGACCAUGCAAGUCAAGGUACUGUUUUAAAUUAUUGACGAAUAUGUUUGAAAUUCAGGGACAAAUGAAUUAUUUAUUUUUGUCAUAGAAUGGUAGUAUCUUUUCCUAGAUGUUGAUGAGAGGUUUUUUUUAUCUGUCUUCAUAUAUAAUGUUUAAUAUAUUUUACCUUUUGUAUAUUUAGAUCAGUAUUGUUUAACAUAAAAUGACAAAUCUUAACAAAUUAUAGUAUUAUAUAAAACUAUUCGAGUGCAAUCUCUAAACUUUUACUAUUUAUUAUCUAUAUACAUUGUAUAUUUCAACAUCCGGGUAGUUCUAAUGAUUGUUAGGUUGUUGUAAUAUUGUACAUAUAUUAUCGAGAACAAAUUUCAUUUAAUGAGUUUGUAUCAUCAAAAUGUAUUUUGAUUGUUUGCAAUAAAAUGCCCAAUGUGACGUGUUUUUUCAAUGCAAAGUAAUCAUUAAUAAAUUGUUACACUUA
Ruditapes philippinarum (Manila clam) is the source of this 4233-nucleotide messenger RNA. RefSeq lists its product as uncharacterized. Bases 564 to 1511 code for a protein of 315 amino acids. The record is from RefSeq and is a predicted model, not a curated record. Lineage: Eukaryota; Metazoa; Mollusca; Bivalvia; Venerida; Veneridae. The transcript is spliced from 2 exons.